UCUUUUCUUUCUUUGUUUUAUUCUUAUUAUUUUAUAUUAAACAUCUUAAAUAUGCCUGCUUUCACUAUUGCCAUUCCUGAAACUCCUUCUCCUAACUAUGUACUUGUCAAGAAUAUCUCUCUUGAAUCCUCUGAAAAAACUGUUAGAGAAUUCUUUUUGUUCUGUGGCAAAAUCAAGGAAUUUGAAUUGAUCAAGGAUGACGAUGAAGCUCAUCAAGUAGCUCUAGUCAAUUUUGAACGUGAAUCUGCUGCCAAGACUGCUUCUCUUCUUAGUACUGCUUUGAUUGAUAAUGAACAUAUUUCUGUGACUCCAUACUUUGAAUCUGCUUUCCCUGCUGAAACUGAAAAGGAAGUAGAUGCUCCUGAAGCUUCUCAAGAAGCCAAACCUAAAGCUCGUAUUGCUGCUGAAAUCCUUGCCAAUGGUUAUAUGCUUCAAGAUCAAAUUGUUUCCAAAGGUUUGGAAUACGAUGGAAAAUAUAAUGUCACCUCUCGUCUUACUGGUUAUUUGAACUAUUUCCAAAACAAUGUCAAGCAAUUUGAUGAAAAGUAUCGUAUUUGGGACAAGGCUGCUGAAAUUGAUCAAAAGUACAAGAUUCAAGAAAAGGUCCAAAAUGCUGCUCAAACUGCUCAAACUCAAUUACAAGGUGCUUUACAAACACCUACUGGACAAAAAGUAAAUGACUUUGCCAAUCAAACCUUUAAUCAAAUCGCUGCUGUUCACUAUGAAGCCAAAAAGAUCCAAUUGGACAAGGCUGAAAAGGCUGCUGAAAAUUCCCCUGCUGCUGCUACUACUGCUACUACUGAAAAGGCUUCUGUUGCUGCCGCUUAAAGAAAAAAAAAUGUUGGGUUCUUAUAUCUAGUUUAUUGUAAGGAUUAUACUUGUUACUCUUAUUUUUCUUCUUCUUCUUCUUUUGUUUGCCACAUGGAUCUCUUCUAGUUGUACUUACUCUUUAUAUCAUAGCUCAUCUAUUCCUUUCUUACUUUAUUCAUUCUUUUUUUUUUAUACCAUAACAGAGGAGAAAAAAAUUAUGCUAAUAAAAAAAGAAAAUUAUUUUUUGUUUUGUAUUAUAA
Messenger RNA from Halteromyces radiatus, 1070 nucleotides. RefSeq lists its product as uncharacterized. The transcript is spliced from 6 exons. NCBI's taxonomy places the organism in Eukaryota, Fungi, Mucoromycota, Mucoromycetes, Mucorales, Cunninghamellaceae. The record is from RefSeq and is a predicted model, not a curated record. Gene Ontology annotation, molecular function: RNA binding. Bases 52 to 828 code for a protein of 258 amino acids.